This is a messenger RNA of Owenia fusiformis, 7636 nucleotides long. The record is from the annotation of a GenBank genome assembly. NCBI's taxonomy places the organism in Eukaryota, Metazoa, Annelida, Polychaeta, Sabellida, Oweniidae.
UAAUAAUGGCGGCCACACAUUUAUAAAAACAUUGGAAUAAAGUGCCGAUUUCUUCCUAAUAUUUUGUUUUAUACGCCUCAACUGUAAUUUCAACAAGGUAUUUACAAAUUCAUUAAUCCAACGAGCCAUGUCAAAGAACAUAUUGGAGAAGCUCAAGCUAUGCUGAUUUCUAUUGAAACAAAACUUAUUUAAGGACAACAGCAGCCAUGGCAAUGAGGGGUGUGAGGGUGGUGUCUGACCCAGGGGGAGCUGUUCACAGUCGCAAGUCUACCCCCCUCAGUCUUAAGCCUGAUGCUUCAAACAUGCAGCACCAACCAAAGCCUGAGAUAGGGGAACCUACGGAUCCAGACCCAGUGAGGAUAGAUGUCUCUAAGCUUGGAACCAUUCGCAUGGAUGUCGGGAAUAGUCAGUUUUAUACAAAGGGAGGGAUCAUUCCGAUAUCGGACAGCAGCGAUAGCCUCUCUUUGGAAGCACGUCAUGGCAGUGCUAGUGUACGCAUGAAGAAAAUGACUUCCAGACCACAUGAUGGUACAAGAUUUCCUAAGCUGGACAAUUGUGCUCAUUUCCACUAUGACUUUGUGGAGCUUGGCCCCCUACAGAUUCAACUGAGUGAAGAAAAUCAGGAAAAUUUCCACAGGGGUCAAGGGUCACUGAACAAUGAGCAGGACAUUCUAUUCUCCAUUAUGGUGUCCCACGGUGGCAAACGCUGGACAAUCUCCCGCAGCUAUGAGGACUUCAGAAGCCUGGAUAAGCAGCUACACAGAUGUAUUUAUGAUAGAAAAUACAGUAAGCUGCCAGAGUUGAAGAAAUGGGAUUCCCUGUUUAGUGAUGGCAUGGAGCCAUUCCAACAACGAUUAGCCCUAUACCUGGGUCGUCUUUCCAAUAUAGCAGGCAGUAUGAUCAACUGUGGUCCUGUACUCAACUGGUUUGAGAUGGAUAACCGUGGUAACCGGCUGAUUGUGACAGACGAAUCAGCCAUCAACACCCCAGCAGUGGCAUGUGCACAUGUAAUCAAACGCUACUCUGAACAAGCACCUGAUGAAAUUAACCUGGAGGUUGGAGAUAUGAUCUCUGUGAUUGACAUGCCCCCAGCUGAGGACACUGUUUGGUGGAGAGGCAAGAAGGGCUUUGUGGUGGGCUAUUUCCCAUGUGAACAUGUAGAGAUCAUUGGUGAAAGACUUCCACAGUCAGUUGUCUCCAAGAUUCCAGCAACACCUCCAAAAGAAGUGUUACGAAGAAGAGGAAAAUUAAUUUCCUUCCUCCGCAAUUUCUUUAACACGAGGCCUCAGAGAAAUGCUCUUAAGCGCAGUGGAAUUGUGAAAGAGCGUGUGUUUGGAUGUGACUUGGGUGAACAUUUGCUCAACACGGGUAAUGAGAUCCCACUGGUGCUGAAAGUGUGUACAGAGGUCAUAGAGACCCAUGGGGUUGUAGAUGGGAUAUAUAGACUAUCAGGCGUGGCUUCCAAUAUACAGAAACUCAGGGUACUAUGUGACAGUGACACAGAAAACAUGCCAGAUUUGACAGAAGAAUGCUACCUGAAUGACAUCCAUAGUAUAAGCUCUCUUGUGAAGAUGUACUUCAGGGAGUUACCCAACCCUCUACUUACAUACCAGCUGUAUGAUAAAUUUGCUGCUGCAGUACAAGCAGGGGAUAAUAAACUAAUGAAGGUCCAUGAUGUCAUACAUCAGCUUCCCCCUCCUCAUUACAGGACAUGUGCAUUCCUUAUGAAGCACCUGAGUAAGAUGGCCUCCUUUUCAUCAAAGACAGCCAUGCACUCUAAAAACAUUGCCAUAGUUUGGGCCCCUAACUUAAUGAGAUCUAAAGAAUUGGAAACACGGGGUAACGCUGCUGCCUUGCAGGGGGUGGGGGUCCAAGCUGUUGUGACGGAGUACCUUGUACGAUACGCUGAUCUACUCUUCAAUGAUAAAGAACUACCCAAUUUCACUGGAGAAAAAACUAGAGGUGAUAGUAAAAGAAUGCGCCCUAAAUCUCUUGCCAUCUCCACACCUACCAAGCUAUUAUCUCUGGAACAGGCCAGGGAGAGGGCCCUGAGUACCUCUAAUGCAGGGGACCAGAAGUACAUUGAAGUGGGAGGGGGACCAUCUAAUCUCCCCUCUAAAUACCACACAGUCAUUGACCUACCAGGGAAGAAGCGGGGAAAGGACCGCAAAUCCCCAGGAAGCACAUUGAAAUCUUUCUUCAGCAGUGGAAAAGGCAAACAGGGAAGUGUGAAAGGACGAUACAGAAAAUCCAGUGAAGGGCCAGGGGAUCAUAUGCAAUUGCCACUUGAAGAGCAACUUGCUCUGACAGAAGAGGAUAUUGCGAGACGUCGCAGGUUGCGUUCAGUGCGUAGUGCUGACUCUUUGUUGUCAGGGGGCAGCAGCCAAAGGACCUCAGUGAACAAUGAUGAUAACUUAUCUAAUAAGACUAACUCUUUUAUAAGUGAGAGGCAUUCUUUCCGCAGUAGGCCUGUAUCCAUGGAGACAGCUAGCAAUGGAUUGAAGAGGUCAUCUUCCGAGGAGUCCUUUCCCCAGUUGGACUUUGGCUCAGCAUUCUCUCUCUCAGACGAUGCAUUCAAGAUGCUACGCUCCCCAAGCAAAAACCUGAAGGGAAGUCCCUCUAAGAGGUCUUCUCACAUGUACGACAGUGACGUCACAGACUUCAACAUAUUACAUGAGCGUGAGGCUCUGGAACAAAAGACGCAGAUUCUCAGUGAAAUGCAAGAGGAAUACCCAUCACAUUUUCUAAGACCAAGCUCAUCAGCCAGCCAAUCAGAUUCCAGUAGAGCUUCCUUGUUAUCAACCUUCCAACCUCAUUUAAGUUGUGGAUCAGAACAUACAGACGAUUCUGCGCCAGAAUUGCCUCCCAGGCGCUCUAGGGACACUGCACCCCCUCUUCCUCCACCCAGGAGAGACAGUCUGCGGCUAUCUAAAGCCAGCUCUGAGGGUUCAAGUUAUGGGAUCUCUGAGCCUAGUCCUGAUUACCCCACCGGCCCUAGCCCACCUCCCAGACACAGGGUGUCAAACUAUAUGAAUAUACCAGAGGAGGGUCUCACUUAUGAAGGUGACAUAGCACAGCAUGACUCUGGCACUGUUCAUUAUACACAGCAUGCACAUGAUGAUUUCACACACUCAUUGGAUAUGUAUGAGCCUGCGUAUGGUGCGGGAGGGGGGUUACAUAUACGUUCACAGAGUGACAGUGCUGCCCUCUCUUCACCACAUGUACAUCACUCUAAGUCCUACAGUGAGGCCAUAGCCAGUGAUACUAGCCUCGCGUAUUCCACCCCCAAGCCGCGCUAUCCCUCCCCUACUAGUGAGUAUGUCACAGAUACUGCCACGCAAGAGGAUGUAUUUCCUAUUCAAUUAUGCGAGAGCCCAGGAGCGAAGAGAAAGAUGGGCUCUGAUUGGGUAGAUACCCUUCAUAGACAGGCCUCAUAUAAACAGAGAUCCAAAAGUUUAGAUCAUCCUGAUGAUGAUCAGGAUUAUAGCAAUCAAGGGAGAGUACAUUCAUUGGAUGAACUUUCUAAAAGACUAUCACCUGAGUUUGAACCUGAUUUAGAUUAUCACACACAAGGGUCACCUAUCCCAGCAGGCCUUGACUCCCUGGAAGAUUUGUCUCAGUACAACACCACAUACACAGAUCUUAACAUGUCGGAUAGUUGUGCCACAAUGUUUGACGAACAUGGCAACCUUGAUAUGGAAUCCAAAAUGACCCAGACAUCUCAGCAAAGACUCCAUAGGGCCUCAUAUAAGGAUAAACCCCUAGACAUUUCCACUGAGAAGCUACCAUCUGACCUAGAGAGGAAACAAUCGGUUGGUAACAUGAGUAGCUCAUCAUUGCACUCGACCCAUUCUUCAUAUGGAGGUCUUAGCGAGGAUGAAACUGGAGAGUUUAAACGAGUUCAUUCAGUGCGUUUAGAGAGAGCCCCUGGGUACUCAGCCUCACCCCCUGUGUACUCAACAUCACCCGCUGCUAAUAUUCCCGAACCACAAGUGACAUCAGAUCGUUAUAGCAGUGCUAGCUUGGUGUCUAAUACAAGCGCGCAGAGCCAUACACGUACUCAAAGUUAUGACAGUAUUCACAGCCAUACAGAUAGUACUCAAGACCAACGGGACAUAACUCUGAAACAGACAGAACCAGAAGCUCGAGAUUCCCUAUAUAAACAGAUGUAUUUUGACGUUGAGAAUGAGACUGGGGAAACUGACAUUGAUCAGAUGAUUGCUGAUGAAAAUAUAAAACAUAAAGAUGAAUACAUGAGUCAGGAUAGUGUUAAUGUAAUAUCAGAUGCAGAUCACAUAGAACAUCAUCAUUCCCGAGGUAGUCUUGACCAAUCAAUGACCAGCAUGUCACCGCAUAGCAUACCAGGCUCUGAAUCGGAUAAGAUGUCUAUUGACUUUGAUAAAAACAUGAGUGAUCAUGACAACACAAAUACAUUACAUGACACAGAUAAACAUUUGAGCUCCACUGGGAGUUACCAUGUCAAGACAGACAUCCCUCAGACUGAUUUUGACAGCAAACUGGAUAACUAUCAUGACCCACCACAAAGAAAAUUACAUGAGCCACCAAAAGAACAUUUUGAGACUUUACUAGAGACUGAUUUCCCAUGUGCAAUAGGGCAGGAACAGGCAAUGGAUGAUGUGAAGGUUACUAAUAUUGAUGAUUGUGAUACUCAGUGGUUUGACCCAACAAUCAGGUCAGCUCAGAAAGACAUUGACAAUGAUAAAACAAAGGACAGAUAUCACCCAUAUUCCAAUGCAGCGUAUUCUCCUGUUAAAAGUCCCAAAUCUCCUCAAGUCGCUCUCCCAUUUGAGGUUCUUGAUCGACUUGAUACCCCUGAAAGUCCUAUUGAUGAUGGACAGUUUGAUGUUACAAGCCAACCAAAUGGCCAAGAUAAUCAACAUCACUAUAGAAACCUUGAUGUAAAAACAGGAGGUAAUAUUUACCCAGCAUGCAAUGAAGAUAUUUACCCAGACAGCAUUCCUGGAGUUCAAUGCACAAAUAUUGAUGAACUUGAUCCUACCGAUUCAAUGCAUGAUGACUCCAAAGAUUUAGAAAUCCAAAUUGGAGCUGAAAAUGAUAUUCAUGCUAAACCAAUACAUAGCAUAACAAGUUCUGACAGUAUUAAACAGUAUUAUGACCGUGACCUAGAUACCCCUGAGAUGGUGUUUCUUGCUAGACAGUCAUCAGCAAAUCAGAGAACAGAAAUCCCAUCAGAUGAGUCCCAUACACAGGAGCCCUCACAUGAAGGUAUAUCUCCCAGGGAGGAAAAACAUUACUUAGAUGUAACAUCAGAUAGUUAUCACACACGGCAAGAUAGUUCCCUUGCUACAGAAUUCCAGAGUGACAAGCAUGACCCAUAUUCACAGGAGGAUACUCCUGAUUUCCUCACUAGUUCAAUACAGGAGACAUCCUCCUAUAAGCAACACACAGAACAUGAUUCUCAAUCAGAGAUUAAACACCAACCAAGCCCUUCACAUGAAACACAUGUCAGCACCCCCCAGGAUGUCCCAGUUUCACCAGCAGGCAGUGCAGAUAGGGGAUUAGAGCAGGGUAGCUCCCCUGGGCAAUCUCCUGUGUACCGUCACCCUCUAAACACAGAUGCCUAUAUACGUGUAACUGCACGUGUGGCGCAUGCAUACAGUGACUUGCCUCUAGAGUCUAUUUCACAGCCAGGAUCUGUAACUGCCUCUCCAGUGAAAUCACCAAGCCAUACUGCUCUUGAUGAUGAAAUUCAAGGCGAUGGUACCACAGAUGACAAUACACAUGUGGCAGGUGCCAUAAAUGAAAAUAUUGAAGACCAUGGUAAAGGAAGGUACAACAGAAUCACAGACAAUGAGGAACAUAAAACAGUGAGAGACUUGAUCAAUCAACGCAAUUCAUUUGGGUCAAAGACGAGAGAAAAAUUGAAAUUAUUUGAAAAACAUGACUUAGACCAAUCAAAUUCUGUACAAUUUAGAAAGACACCUAGCCCUCUUGAAACGGAGAAAUCAGUUACAACAUCCAUGGAGUGUACGCCACCUGUUAAUAGGAAAACAUGGGGAUGUGAUCAGUCUCCUGAGAGUAGUAAGAAAUAUGCUCCAAAGGUGGCGCUGAAGCCAUCAUUUAAACGUAGAUCUGCCCCUCCCUCUUCUAGCGACUCAGACUCUGCUGUUGAGAAUGCCGUACACACUCCCUCUGUUGAUACGAGUGAUUCUAAAUUACACAAAACUGCUGAUAACAGCACUUUAUUUAAAACCACCUCAGUGGCACAAUCAAACAAUGCAGUAGGGAUCCCAUCAUUAAAUGAUAAGGAUGUUGAGAUUAAUGAACAAAAACACAGCCCAUCUGACAAGGUCACACCAGUGAAACCAAAACCCAGCGAAACAGUGGAAAUAAUCACACGCAGCGGGAAAAAAGUUGAGCGUAAAAAGAGUGUAAAAGAAUUAUUGAAUCAAUUUGAAAGUAAAGACGGUUCUAGUACAGCUCAAGAUGAAAUCAAAUUCAAACCUAGUAUUUACCAAAAACCACGGACAGUAUUGUCAAAAUCAAUGUCGCCAACUAAAGGAGAAAGUGGAUUUUUCCAAGAGACCAUCAAUGAAGAACCACACGAUCAUAAUAAGCCAUAUUCCUCCAUGCCACAUAGCUCUACAUGCGAAGAGCACGUUGAGAUGAGAUCAAGAGCAAACUCUGAACCACCAGAACCUAAACCCAAACCUGUUAAUAAAUUCCGUGUACGAAGUACCAAUGAUAAUAUUCCAUCUUAUGAUAGUGAAGCUGUUAAGCCUAGUUGGUGCAGUCCAAAGGGACCUAAUGCUGAAAUGGAGAAUCAUGGCUCAUCUGCACCUUGGACUUCUAUAGUCUAGCUCACUCUCAGUCUCUCAAACUGUAUACUCGCCCCCAGGAGGGACUCGGCCAAGAAUUUAAAAAUAACCAAUUAAAGUAAAGAUACAACUUGACAUAUGAGAGUAUCUCACACAGUUUUAGACAAUUUUUUAGUCAGAGUUAUUUUAAGUGAGAAUGGAUGAGGAACAGUUGAGAAAAUCAUGAAAUAAGUGCUACAUUAUUUAUUAUGAUAUGCAUGAUGUGGUGAAGUUGUUGGAAAUAAUGUGAUUGAAUUGAUUCAGUUAAUGUGAAUGGCAUAAUGAGGUGUAAUGAUAUUUGUAUUACUGAAUAGUGAAUAAUAUGUAUGUAUAUAGUCCUAUAGCCACCACAUCAAUGUCAGUUUAUGAAAUGCCACUUCGAUGUCAGUUUAUGAAAUACCACAUCGAUGUCAGUUUAUGAAAUGCCAAAUCGAUGUCAGUUUAUGAAAUGCAAUCAUUAAUUUGCUCAUGUUUGGUACUCACUACACGGUUUUGCAAUGCAACUACAGUAUUGAUAUUAUAAAAAAUGAAAUCUUGCCAGUAUUUUAUUUAUUUUUAAUCUCAUCAUCUGACAAUUUUAAGUUUCAAUCUUAUCUAAGGAUAUGGCAAAGUUUGGCAAGUUGAAAUACUUUCUAAAAUAAAUGUGUUAUUUACCUGAAUAUUAUGGAUAACAGACUCAUGAACAUUCUUUAAAUCACACUUUCAAGAGUGCUAUAUUGUUGUUGUCAUGGGCUGCUGGCUAGGUGGACCCCACAUAAAUGUACCAUCAAAAAUGUGUACAUACGCUAGAGCAGACU